Messenger RNA from Ectocarpus sp. CCAP 1310/34, 450 nucleotides. The record is from the annotation of a GenBank genome assembly. Lineage: Eukaryota; Phaeophyceae; Ectocarpales; Ectocarpaceae.
GUGCUCGGGAUGCGAGCCCUGCUGCAGGAGAAGCUUCAGAAGACGCGUCUUCUCCUGGAACAGAGGAAGAAAGACGACGAGGUGUUCGCCACCCACGGCGUCAACGAGCCCGACUUCGGGGAUCGCAAGAAGGAACACCAAGCACUCACCUUGAAGACAGAUGCGAUUCGAUCGGCCCACGCCAGCACAGAGGCCCGCAAAGCGGCGCAUGAAGAGGAGAAACGCCGUGUGGCGAAAGAAACGGCAGCGGAGAGAGUCUCGAUUGGGGCGGAAAUUUUGGCGGAGGACAAUGAACACGCUCGCGUCGUCGCUGAGUGCAAUGAGACCUCUGCCGCCGUCGCCAACAAGGAGCUCUCGGUCGCUGGCAAGAGGGCGGAGCACGCGUCUGCCGAAGGUGCGGGAGAGCGAGGUUGCGAGACAAGCCAGGCCGCCUGCCAGAGGAAUGUGUAG